AUGUUACAAGAAAACCCUAACUUGGCUGUCCAACCAGAUUUCACCUUGCAAGAACAUCAAUUAGCACGCCAGCAGCUCGUCGAUGGAGGAUUCACUGAUGAUCAAGUGGCCCGUUUGCUAGCAGCAUUAUGGACAUUAGCUAACAAUGCAGACAAGGAACAAUGGAACCUCAGGCAGGAGUGCUUGCAAGAAGUGAGAGAGUGGGAAGAGGAGGAAGAAGAGCAAUGCCAACAAGUGUGCCAAGAAGAGGCAGAGGCAGCGCGUCUAGAGGACAGAAAAAAGAACAAGAAUAAGUAUGUGCCACUCCUCAAAGCUGGAGAUUAUUGUGAGCUUCACUAUUUCAUGAACAGAGGCUUAGAGGACACCAAACUGGCCACUCUAGUAGUGGAACCAGAUGCUAUGGUUAUGCUUCCUUCCUCGGAAGGGCUACAUUCAUGGAUCCUGGCUGCAGCAGUUAAGGAUCCAAAGGCAGCGCCAAUCGUUAGGGACGAGCACCUCUCCUGGGAGGAGUUUAAUGAAGCCACACCUCACAUGGUCACCUCGAUGCGACAACAUGACUGGCCUGAGGAGAGAGUCGAAAUGCACAUACAAUUUUGGUAUGCCCUUCAGGUGCACAGAUGGUGA
Molecule: messenger RNA, 624 nt
Organism: Suillus subaureus
Lineage: Eukaryota; Fungi; Basidiomycota; Agaricomycetes; Boletales; Suillaceae
Exons: 2
Coding region: 1-624 (207 amino acids)
Source: RefSeq, a predicted model, not a curated record